Messenger RNA from Aaosphaeria arxii CBS 175.79, 957 nucleotides. RefSeq lists its product as uncharacterized. The transcript has a single exon. The record is from RefSeq and is a predicted model, not a curated record. The coding region runs from base 346 to 864 and encodes 172 amino acids. Lineage: Eukaryota; Fungi; Ascomycota; Dothideomycetes; Pleosporales.
AUUUCGCAAUCGACACAAUGGAACGCGCAAGAAUCCAGCUGGCGGCGACAAUGCGUCCGUCGGUUCCAGAGUGAAGGAGCCGGGGCGCGGGCGCGGGCAUGCGGGCGUCAUCCGCGGGAAAGCGCAAUAAUAUUGCACAUAUCCUAUUAUUGAGAUGGGGGAGAUCGGAAAGUGGCAGAGAAGGGGAAAAAUAGGCAACGCCAUCCCCUCCUUGGCUUCUUUCCCCUCGAGGGCAAAUGCUCACGACAGAAUUGCCUGGCAAAAGAGAAAGGUGAGCGAAGAUAGGAGAGACAUAAUCGUUGGUUGGAAAGGGGUGUAGCGUAGGGCUGUGCGAUUGGUCGGGCGAUGAUAAUCCGGGGGUUGUGGCUGUCUUUGGCGGUCUACUUUCAGAUAUUUUGUGGGGGAGCAACACUCAUCGUGUUGGCAGUUGCAUCUCCCCUCCCUCCCACCACCCCCAAUUCUCGUCGGAAUGACGGGAGACGGAGUGAUACAGCGAUAACGACUGCUGGAAGAAUGGGGAAAACAAGGAAGGCAGAGCGAAUAGUGUCUAUGUCAUGGAGGAAGGAUGGCAUGCCCAUGCCAUUUCGGGAGGAUCAUACAUUCUCCUGCGGCACGUGGUUGCUUUUUUUUCUUCCUAAGCAGGAGAUUCACCCCACACCAGGACGAGAAUGGCAUGAACAAGACAUAAGAGAAAUACAGAUUGGCGACGACGGGGUAAUGCAAUGGCGAGUGCACCAACGAGCGCGAUAUCAACAACGUAGGAGGAUGCGUGACAGCAUAGCCGCUGAUCUUGGUAACUUUUUGGCGCUCGAUUAUUCAACAAGCAUAGUUAAUGGUUCCGAGGCCGAGGUUUCGAGUUGGUAGGACGGUUCAGGUAGGGAGCGUGGAAGUGACGUCUUCCCGUACAAUGCCUUUUCCAACGACAUCCGUGAUAAGCGUGACCAAGUCAUAGGAAAC